GUACUGUGUCGCUUCGUCGGUUUCUUGUGUCGCAUGAGACUCGCAUGUCCGACACACGAUGGCGAGAACAAGAAGACAAAAAGUCCACAACCGCACUUCGGUGGUUUUGCCGCCGAUUGAUUCGAGCAGGAGGACAUCAGGGAGUCUCCUUGUCGUUGGAAAGCGUCCGUUUGAAGACCAUAUCCCGGAUGUCCUGCAGGCAUCCGUGUCCAAGACGCUGAGCACACGGAAUGGACCGUUGGGACUUCUUGCGGAGAAAUUUCUUGCUCCCGGGCCGUCAGCAACGAGUGUGACACUCAGAAAAAGGCCGUUUUGUAAAAGGAAAUGGAAAAGACAAUUUCAGGAAUUGAAGAUGGGAGACUUGAGGCAAUCUAUUUGGAAAUUCGAUAAAGACGAAGCGAGAAAAAGGAGAAGACAGAGCAAACAUCAACAUCUUAGUGUUUGGGAAUUUCAGGAUGGAAAUGGGGUAGGCCUGCUGCCCGGGUUUGCACCUCGAGAUUAUAUUGCAGCUUUGGCUGGACGAUUUGCUGACAAAAGUGGCAAUGAAAGACACAGGAUGAACGAUGUGAGCAAAUUUGCUGUUCUUCCUCGCAUCGCUGAUGCUCCAAGUCCUGCGUCUCGACCGGGAACGAAUUACCUCAGACAAGAAAAUUGCAAUGCAAUAAGUGAAGAUAGCACCCCGAGUCCUUCGUAUCUUGAAGCAGCACUACGGCAAGGUAUGGUAGCUCCUGUUAGCUCACCAGCACUACAGCAAGGUUUGGUAGCUCCCGUCUGCUCGCCAGCAUUUGCAAUUGAUAUUAGAGGAAAGAAUAAAACUUUACAGCCACUCGUGAGAUCGACCGGUAAUGUCUCUCCAUCUUCUGGUCAUUUGCUUUUUGAUCCUUGGCAAGCAGCAGAACGUUUUGAUAAAAGAAAGCUUCCUCCCAUUACUGAACUGAUAAAGAGUUCUCGAUCCGUGUCUCCAUCUCGUCCUCCCAGCCAACGGAAACAUUCAUGUCCAACUCCAGUCUUUGAUUUUAAUUCACAUGUACAGUUUGCCCCCACAAUUCAUUCCGGAUAUUCUUAUCUGCAGAUAUCGCAAACAACUAGUCCUACAUCACGAGCAGAAUUUAUGCCACUACUGCCAUCUGUUUCUGGUCGCUCGCUGAAGGCAGUAAAGGCAACACCUCACGACAGUAACAAAUUGAACUACAAUCAAGAACAAUCUCCCAUGGAAUUGCAGGCAACAUCUCUCACGCAUUUGCCGAAGUCAUUGGGUAGUUAUUCUUUACUGCCACAUCUUCAAAAACCAAAGAAUGUCGACUAUAUGAGUAGCAAAGGAAACAGGAAAGGUGCACUUACGUCUCAUGAAAGCACGCCAUUUUCUGGUGUAUUGGCUCCAGACAACAGUGUCAUAUUAGAUCAUGUGUCUGGAUAUCAAGACAUGGACCCGGUCCCUCCGUCUGUGUCGUUUAUUCGAAAUCAGGGUAUUAAACACGGGUUGACCCCAGUACAUCAGAAACUAUUUCGAUAUUUCCCCAUGUCCAGAGAUGACGACUGUCGCUUCACUGAUGGUGGUGUGUUCAAACUCACCGAAGACGACUACAGUGGACAUCAACAACUGGAAGAAGACAUAGACAGCGGUCAACAAGGCACAAGUGACUAUGAGAGCGACACCAUACGAGUUGAUUCACCCGAGUAUCCAACCCUUGCAAUGGUCACAUUCAAAAUCGGCAGCGAUGGUGACUUAUCUCUCAGUCCGACAGCCAAGCAACCGAUGUCCAUCACAAUCAAGUCCAAACGUGCAGUGAGAAAGCUUGUACGAGAAGCUAUCACCGUCUCUCGGCAGCAACAGCGAAUGGCUCAAUUGCAACAGACAGCAAAACACUCAGAACAGAGAGACUACGACGACAAUGAUCUUCCAGACGUUCCUGCACCCAGAGCAGUCAUCGCUGUCUCUCGUAAGGAACAGCGAGUUGAAAGACAUCAGGUGAGCACGACCAGCAAGGAACCUGAUGAACCAGUCAAUAGUACACAAUUUCAUCACAACGAUGAUUCUAGCAGCAAGUUUGUUGGUUUUCCUUCUGAUGUUUUUGAUGUUCCUAAAGAUGUUAUUGAUGCUUCUAAUGACUUGGGUCAAUAUUUGGAUGAGGCAGGAUUUCCACCUGGAUCUGCAGUGUUUGUUCCACCCAAUGGAGAGCCGCUCGUUCUAACAUCGGAUGGUGGUGUUGUUGCUCUUCCUUCAAAGCUUGCUUUGUCUGGCUCUGAAUUUGCUGUUGAUGACGUUUCUGUACAAGGAUCUGUAAGAGAUGAACUAGACGAGAGAGAUGCUCAUGAAGCAGAGGUGAUGAGCACGUUUGAGGGUGUACGUGGUGCCAGUAGUUUUUACCAGCACAGCACUUGUAGUGACAGUGGAGUUUAUGAAAGCAGCCAACAUAUUUUACACAAUUCUGGUUUAGCACCAAUACCAUCUUCUCCUCGUACAUCUGCCAGGACAAGAAACUUUCAAGUAAACAGAGCAACUGACGCUUCUGAAGAUAUUGUAAAUGCUGAUCAUCAAUUAUCAGAACACACCAAGGGAAACAGCGUUGAAGCUGAGACAGCAAAAGGCUCAUGUGCAUCGCCUGAUGCAAGAAGAAACUUAGAAUCACUGAUAGCUGAAGUCUCAUCUCAUGGUGUCCAAGAUGUAGUUGACCAGCUCAAGCAAAAGAGCAAGGAAAGCAGCAUAGAGAGGAGCAAAGAUGAGCAUAUUGUUACUGAAGAGGAUAAGGUCACUGAAGAGGAGAACGUCACAGAAGAGGAGAAGGUCACUGAAGAGGAGAAGGUUAAACGAUGGCAAGCAGAAUUCCGUGAAAGGGCCAUGCAACAAAUGGAAGAAGAAUGGGCAAAAUACAAGCAGCAGAAGCUGGAACAAGAGCACCAGGCACUCCUGGAGCUGGAGCAAGAUGAAAAAGAUAAGAAAGAAGCAGCAGUUAGAAAUCAAGAUGAAGAGAGGAUGGCAGCUAAUGAGGUGAACCUAAGCGAAGCAGAAAAUGAAAAGCAGCCGAUAGGUAUCAUUGAUAGGGAGAAGUUGUCUGAAGAAGUGCCAUCCUCUGGUGAUGGCAGUCCUGAUGACGGGAUCGUUAAUACAGAAGCUGCUGCAAACUAUCCAUCGGGUCAAAAGACUACACAAAAAGUUGUGUCAUCGACAAAAGCAACGGACAGUGAUGAAGAGAAUACAUCAGAAAUUGGAGAGAGAGUUGAAAGUCCAGCCAGCUCUCUGUCAUCUGAUAAAGCAUUAGGAAUUACUGACAAGGAUGAUGAGAGGAAGCAGCCUACACCUGAACAAGUCACAUGGCAUGCACCCGAAGAACCAAAGAAGUUGAAAAAGAAGAAUGCCUCUGUAAAAAGGCAAGUUCUGGCUCCAAUGAAGGGUAAACAGAAAGCGAAGACUUCAAAGAGCAAGAGAAAGUCUCGUUCUAAAUCCAGACUUGGCAACAAGGAUGAGAUUCACGAGAAUAACGAUAUUCAAGAACCAAUGAUGGAGGAAGCACAUGAACAAAUUGUCUCUUCACCAGUUGGAAUGAAGGCACCGAUGCAAUCAGCCGUCUCUCAGUUAGCUACCCAAGACAGAUUGCGACGAAUUGGUGCUCAUGCCAUAGACAAGGUUGUAAGAAGGAGUGAUGAAGAAACAUCUAGUUCUGAUGAAGGUGACUGCAAAUUUCACAAUGUAGAAGAGAUGGAUUAUAGUAGAGGAUAUUCCCAUCAAACUGGUGAUGUUAGGUCUUCCCAUCCAACUGGUGAUGCUACAUCAAGUGUUCGUCAACUGCUACAUGUACCUCAUUAUGAUCAGUUACAAGCAUACAUUCCACUAGAAGACUCGGAAGCUCUAGAUGAAUUGUCUUUUCUUCCUUCAGAUGUGGGAACUAGUGCUAUUCUCACUGAUGGCUAUGACUCAGAGACAAGUAAUGUAGAGAGAAGACUUAGCAGGAUGGAGAAACGUAACCUAGCUGCUGAGCGACGUCGACAGGAAGUUGAAAGGAAAAGACAGGAACAGAAGGAGGCAAAGAGGCGAGCUGCUGAAGAAGAAGCAAGGUUAGAGGAAAUGAAACGUGUGGUUGAGGAGCAGUUUGAAAGACAGAUUGCUGAGAGAAGAAAGCAGCUACAGCAACAACGUGAAGAAAGAGAACAAGCAGAGAGAGAGGCCCAAGAAAGUAAAGAAGCUGAACUAAGACAAAAAGACAUGAUGCAGAGACAAAUGGACGAGAUGAAGAGAAGGUUACAAGAGGAAUUAGCACGAAGACGACAGAAGGAGGAAGAGAUUCUGCAAGCCAAGCAACUCGCAGCCGAAGCAGAGGCCAAGAGACAACGCAAACUAGAGGAGAGACGAUUAAAUUGGGAAAGAAAAAUUUUGGAAGAAAAGGAUUACCAAAAGCGUCGUGAAAUGGAAGAACAGAGGAGACGAGAAGAGGAUGAGGCAAGACUGCUGGAGGAAGAGGAGAGGAAACGAAGCGCUGAAGAGAAAGAGAGACUACAACGACAACAGGAGGAGAACGCAAGGACAGUAGCACAGAGGAAAUGGUACAGUAAGACUAUGCUAGAGGCAUUGCGACUCAUGCAUGAAAUGAGAUUAAACCAAGAAUUCACAUAUUCCUAUUAUACUUUUAUACCAUACAGCUCAUUGUGGUGAGCCCACUCUAUGCAUUGUCUAUAUUACCUGUUCAUUUGAAUUGAUGCUUUAUACACACUGUAUUCUUUGGCAUGUGCCUUACGACUAUAUUCUUUGUAAUAAUUUCAAUCUAUAUAAUUAGAUGUAGAUUGUGGUGGA
This is a messenger RNA of Corticium candelabrum, 4786 nucleotides long. RefSeq lists its product as uncharacterized. The record is from RefSeq and is a predicted model, not a curated record. The transcript is spliced from 8 exons. Bases 59 to 4648 code for a protein of 1529 amino acids. NCBI's taxonomy places the organism in Eukaryota, Metazoa, Porifera, Homoscleromorpha, Homosclerophorida, Plakinidae.